This is a messenger RNA of Purpureocillium takamizusanense, 472 nucleotides long. RefSeq lists its product as uncharacterized. Lineage: Eukaryota; Fungi; Ascomycota; Sordariomycetes; Hypocreales; Ophiocordycipitaceae. The transcript has a single exon. Bases 47 to 337 code for a protein of 96 amino acids. The record is from RefSeq and is a predicted model, not a curated record.
UCGCAGACCUGCGGCUAUAGGCAGAACACUGCAGAAGACGACGGCCAUGAAGAAGGCAUCACGAGGUGAACACGGCGGCGGCGGCGGCGGCGGCGGCGGCAGCGGUGCUGCUGGGGUCCGCCAACGGCAUCACGACGGCGUCUCCGGUGGCCAUGCAGCCCUUGGCAGUAGGCACGGGUGCAGGCACCGAGCCGGCCCGGCCCGGACCAGAACAAGCACGGCCCCGAUGUCACGAUAUUGCACGGAACCAACAGAUAUGCAUGUUUUCGGCCCUGCUGGUGCCGCGGCUGAGGCACAUGAGACCGACAAGGGUGCCAGCGCAGUUGGUCGCUCGUGAAGGCAGAGGCCAGACACGGCAAGAGCGCCCGGAGCGAAUGAAGGUAGCCCUGAUGGCAUGACAUCGUAACGACAUGCGUUUUCUAGGCGAAUUGAGCCUGAACUGAAAUCCGCGGCGCGCUGGCUGCGUUGCAAC